Molecule: messenger RNA, 702 nt
Organism: Ananas comosus (pineapple)
Lineage: Eukaryota; Viridiplantae; Streptophyta; Magnoliopsida; Poales; Bromeliaceae
Product: non-specific lipid-transfer protein 1-like
Exons: 2
Coding region: 78-449 (123 amino acids)
Biological process (GO): lipid transport
Cellular component (GO): membrane
Molecular function (GO): lipid binding
Source: RefSeq, a predicted model, not a curated record
UCCGACGACGACGAUCACAUACAAAUCUCCUAACAUACCAAAAACAUUCGUUCGUUGAUACAACAAAUCAAACACAUAUGGCCCGGUCCUCGUUUGCUCGCAAUAUGUUGUUAUCUUUGUUAGUCGCAGUUGCUUAUUUCUCCGCGGUGGCGCCGCGCUGCGCGGAAGCCGAGGUGACGUGCCCGGAGGUUUACGGUGUGCUGAUGCAGUGCGUGCCGUACCUGCGGUCGGGGGGCACCCCGGCGCCGCAGUGCUGCAGCGGAAUCCAGCAGCUGCUGGCGGCAGCGAGCACGACGGCCGACCGCCGCACGGCGUGCCAGUGCCUCAAGACCGCCGCGGCGGGCCUCUCCGGGCUCAACCUCGGCUACGCCGUCGCACUCCCGGGCAAGUGCGGGGUCUCGUUCCCCUACAAGAUCACACCCAAUAUCGACUGCUCCACGAUACCGUAGGAAGAAGAUGGUCGCAAUGCAGAAUAAAAGAGACCCAAAAGAGAACCUAAUUUGUGUUGGUGCUGCUGAGUUAAUUUUCGUGCAUGUGGCUUAAAAGUAUUCUGGCUUAAUUCUAUAAUAAGAAGAUGACCGGACCGCUAUAUAUAGAGAUAUGUAAUUCUGAUGUGUAUGGUCCAAGAAGUAAUACUUGUUUGGCUGUAAUAAAUUAUAAGAUAAACUUCAAAUGUCAUCUUUAUGGUUUCGCACUUUCUUA